AUGGCAAAAAAGAACAAAAAGAGCAGCAGUCCAGCAGUUGCAACAGAAACUGCCUCGAAUGGCAAGAAGGGUAAGAAAGGAAAGAAAGAUGUUCCUGAACCUGAACCAGAUUCUAAGGAGGCAAGAAAAGCCAAGCAACAAGCACAUAGAGCAAAAGUUACGUCAACUACUAGCUGGACAGGUAAAUUACCUCACACUUUAUUGCACGAAUUUUGUCAGAAGAAGAAAUGGAAUAAAGUUGAAUAUGAUAUGAAGAAGAUAGGGGACAAAGGAAUGGUGGCUGUAGCAGUGUUAGCAUACACGGAUCCAAAGACCAAAGAAGUUUUAACCCUUCGUAUGACUGAUCCUACUUAUGAUAAAACUAGUAACAAAGGCGCGAUGACUCCUCAAGAGACACCUGCAGAAGCUAGACAUAUUGCUGCCACAGUUGCUCUAUGUCGUAUUGCAUACAAUACAAACAUGCAAAUGAUGCUUCCACCAAAUCAUAAAAACGUAUGGUACGCACUAGAUGACUAUAGAAAAGAACUUAUUAAGAGCAAUCCUAAACGUGGAGAGAGAUUAUUUGAUACCGAACCAUUUGCCACUAUAUUAGAGGAUAGAAAGUUAGAAAAACAGAGAGCGAAAGAGAGAGAUGCAAAACGAAAUCAAGCUGAAAAAACAGAAGUUACAACGGUGGUUAUAUCAUCAACCAAUUCCGUUGGAUCGAAAAAGAAGGCUUUUAAAGUGGAAAAGAAUACUCUCUCAAAGAAACGGGAAAAACCACUAAUUAGCUUCCCUAAAAAGGUUUGGGAGAACGCCACUUUUAUCGAUCUUGAAGAAUCUUCGAGACAAUUGAUCGAAAAAUUCACGAAAUAUAACAUCGAUUGGAGUCUUCGAAAAAAGUCUGAAGAGUCGUCACAUUCAAAUGACGCGGAAAGAUCUAUCUUAAAGGAAAGAUUAAUUUCGUUAAAAUUUAGGGAACCUCAUGUGUUAGAGGCAAUGAAUUAUUCAGAUCCACUUUCAUUUUUAUUAUUUAAUUUACCAGAAGAUGAUCUUCCACCUUUUUUUCACAAAAGAUCAGAAGAUUCCAGGAAUAAGAUCGAAAUAUCUUUGUUACCAUUAGCAACCAGAAUAAUCGUGGAAAAAUUAACAGAAAUAGGUGUUUCGAAUGAUGAAGCAUUAUAUGCCCUUCAAGAAAACAAUAUGGAUGAAGCAAACGCAGCUAGUACUCUUACUCAAAAUCUCCUCCCUAACGUCGUUCUUAACCAACCAUUCGACAUCAGUGAUGAAGAAUCUAAGGAGUUAUGGGCAGAAGAGGUAGAAAGUUUAAAAUCCAUAUAUGAGGAACGUUGCGAAAUUAUAAAUCCUUCGUGUUUUUUAAUUAGCUUGGACGAAAAACUAAAGUUAAAAAUCAAGAUUUAUAGAUCGAAUGCAUACCCCUAUACACUACCAGGUAUUAUUGUGUCUACUUUUGAUAAGAAAUUUAAAUUGCCUAAUUACAUCAAGAAAAACAUUUUAACUCAACUAUUGACCCACAUCAAACAAUCAGGUAUGUUAGGUGAUAUGUUGAUAUACAAUAUUAUGGAAUGGCUAGAUGACAAUGUAGAGAACAUAAUUAAUAAUCCUGGUGCUUUAUUAACUGCAGAAGAUAUCGCAAAAUCUUCUCAAACUAACCUAACAGACUUGAUUUCAUCCAAAAAUGGAAAGCCAAAAAAUAACAAAUCUCGUAGAUCUAAUAAAUUAUCAGCAGAAGAUAUCCGACAACUAAAAGAUGAAUUUAUGAAUAGAAUAACCACUCAAGAUUACAAAUCAAUGCAAAGUGUGAGGGCAGCGCUUCCAGCAUGGGGUAAACAAAAUCAGAUUGUUGAGCUUAUUGAUAACCAUGACGUGGUACUUAUCACAGGUGAAACAGGUUCUGGUAAAUCAACACAGGUGGUACAAUUCCUUCUUGAUAAUAUUAUUAAAAAUGAAAAGCCUACCACUUUGCUUUGUACACAACCAAGAAGAAUCUCAGCUAUUGGGUUAGCUGAGCGUGUUUCCGACGAACGUUGCACAAAUUGCGGUGAUGAAGUUGGUUAUAUAAUUAGAGGUGUGAAUAAAACUUCUAAGAAUACAAGAAUUAAGUUUAUGACUACAGGUGUUUUGGUGAGAAUUUUGCAAGGAGAAAAGACAUUUUUGAAUAACUCCAUUGUUGUGAUAGAUGAAGUUCAUGAAAGAUCGAUCGACACUGAUCUAAUUGUCACACUAUUAAAAAACCUUGUUGGUAAAGUUAAAAAUAUGAAGAUUGUUCUAAUGAGUGCUACUGUUAAUGUAGAACUAUUUAAAAAGUUUUUCCCUGGUUUAGGUACUAUUCACAUUGAAGGUAGGACAUUUCCAAUUAAAGACUAUUUCCUGGAUGAUAUACUUGAACAAUUAGACUUCAAGAUCAAAAAAAAUGAAAGAAAUAGAUUUUUUGAUGAGGAAGACAAUGAAAGUUCUAACGAAGAUAAUUACUUACACCCUGGUGCAGAUUCUAGAUUUUUCAAGAGUGGUCAAAUUAAUUAUGACCUGGUGUGCCAAGUUGCAUCUCAUGUCGAUACACAAUUGAACAAAGAAAACAAUGAUGGAUCUAUUAUUAUUUUUUUACCUGGUGUGUCAGAAAUAAACAAAACAUGCCGUAUGAUGACUGAAAAUGAUGAAACAAAUAGGUUUGUGGUCCUUCCUUUACAUUCCGCUUUGACACCUGAAGAUCAAAAACGUGUCUUCAAAAGAUAUGGUCGGAAGAGAAAGAUUGUUGUUUCUACUAAUAUUGCAGAAACAUCUAUCACCAUCGAUGACUGUGUGGCAACAAUUGAUACUGGUAAAGCCAAGACAAUGUACUAUAAUGCUAAGGAUAACACAUCUCGAUUAUUAGAAUCUUUUAUUUCUAAAGCAGAGGUAAAACAACGUCGUGGUCGUGCUGGUAGAGUUAGAGAAGGUGUUUCAUAUAAAUUAUUCUCCAAGGCUACUUACGAAGAGAUGGUUUCAAUGCCAGCACCAGAAAUCAAGAGAAUUGCUUUAGAAUCUUUAUACUUAUCAGUGAAAGCUAUGGGGAUUAAAAAUGUAACCUCCUUUCUCGCAAAUGGUUUAGAGGCCCCACCAGGUCUUGCACUUGAGAAGGCAGAGAAGUUAUUGAUGACGGUUGGCUUACUCGAUGAUGAAUCUAAAUCUUUAACUGAACUUGGUAAAUUUAUAUCAUUGAUACCAGUUAUGGAUAUAAAAUAUGGGAAACUUUUAAUAUACAGUAUUAUAUUUGGUUUGACGGACACUGGUAUUCUUGCUGCAUCCAUACUUAGUGAGGGUGUUUUACCCUUUAUAGGUGGUAUUGAAAACAGAGAUGCUGUUCGUAACAUCCUUUCAAAACAUAAAUCAAGGGGUGAUUUAUUGGCAACUAUUCAAAUGUUUGAAGAAUACCUUGGGCUUUCCGAUUCCAAGAGUAGAACUAAAUUUAUGAAGGACAAUUUACUAUCCUACAAUAAAGUCAAUAGUAUACUUUCUACUAGAACCCAGUACUACUCCAACUUGAAGGAUAUUGGGUUUUUACCGAUGAGUUAUAAACCAGAUAUUAAUAACACAUUUAAUAGAAACAAUGGAAACUUCAAAAUAUUUGCAUCCAUAUUGACAGGUGCAUUCUAUCCAAAUAUUGCCCGUAUUCAAUUACCUAGCCCUAAAUUUUUUGAGACAAGUGCAGGUGCCAUUGAAAAAGAUCCUGAGGCCAAGCAAAUUAAAUAUUGGAUUCGAAACGAAGAGUAUGUUGAUGAAUUGCAAAAACUAGAAAAAGAAAAGCAGCAAGGAAGAUUGGAUUCUGAAACUCUUCCUUUACCAGCUACUCGUGCCUUUUUGCAUCCUUCAUCAGUCUUAUUUUCAUCGAAGGGACCAAAUAGCGAAGAUAUGAAAGCAUUGACUAAAGUAGACGGCCCUACGGACAAACACAGCACUCAAGAUCCCUUGCUUAAAUAUCCUUUUGUUGUAUUUAAUUCCUCCCAAUUUACAAGUAAGUUGUUUUUAAGAGACAUAACACCAACGACAACACUAUCAUUACUUUUAUUUGGUGGUCCAAUUAGUUAUGAUGUUAGUGGUGGCCACCAUUCACCUGGUAUAGUAGUGGACAGCUGGCUCCCUAUCCGUACAUGGUGUAAGAAUGGGGUAUUGAUUAAAGAACUGAGAAUGUUAGUUGAUUUAUCGAUAAAGCAACAACUAGACAAUCCAAGUUAUGCCAAUGUUGACAACAAAGAAAAUAAUGGGUCAGCCAUUCUAAAUAUGGUUGAGAAGAUUAUUGAAAAUGAAUAG
Maudiozyma saulgeensis is the source of this 4287-nucleotide messenger RNA. NCBI's taxonomy places the organism in Eukaryota, Fungi, Ascomycota, Saccharomycetes, Saccharomycetales, Saccharomycetaceae. The record is from the annotation of a GenBank genome assembly.